Entelurus aequoreus (snake pipefish) is the source of this 2102-nucleotide messenger RNA. RefSeq lists its product as uncharacterized. Bases 314 to 1603 code for a protein of 429 amino acids. Lineage: Eukaryota; Metazoa; Chordata; Actinopteri; Syngnathiformes; Syngnathidae. Gene Ontology annotation, molecular function: protein binding; single-stranded DNA binding. The transcript is spliced from 18 exons. The record is from RefSeq and is a predicted model, not a curated record. Gene Ontology annotation, cellular component: nucleus. Gene Ontology annotation, biological process: positive regulation of transcription by RNA polymerase II.
GAGCGAGCUGAAUCCUGGAACAGCGAUUGAAAAAAAAAAAAAAAAAAAAAAGAAGCUCCACCAGCGGACGGUUUCAAGUUCCCCCCUCUGCUGAAACCCUGCCUGAUUUGUGGGCAAUGUUGGGAUGUUAAAAAAAAAAGGAAAUCGGAGCAUAGAGAGAGGGAGGAGAGAGAGAGGGAGAGAGCGAGCGAGCGAGCGAGAGAGGGAGGGAGACAACACUAACUGGGUAGCUAUGGAGAUAGUAGCUUUUCCUGCUAGCUUUCUUUGACAGGUGCCGAGUGGGAUAAAAUAAAGUCGCCGAGAAGCCUCCACCAUGUACGGCAAGGGCAAAGGAGCCGUGGUCCCUUCCGACAGCCAAGCGAGAGAAAAGUUGGCGUUGUAUGUGUACGAGUAUCUGCUACACGUGGGAGCACAGAAGUCCGCACAGACCUUCUUGUCUGAGAUCCGAUGGGAGAAGAACAUCACGUUAGGGGAGCCACCUGGAUUUCUCCAUUCGUGGUGGUGCGUAUUCUGGGACUUGUACUGUGCAGCUCCAGACCGAAGGGAGACAUGCGAGCACUCCAGUGAGGCCAAGGCCUUCCAUGACUAUAGCGCAGCGGCAGCGCCCAGCCCGGUGAUGGGCAACAUGCCCCCCAACGAUGCCAUGCCGGGCGGUCCCAUGCCUCCAGGCUUCUUCCAGGGACCACCCGGCUCUCAGCAGUCCCCACACGCACAGCCCCCCCCACACAACCCAAGCAACCCCAUGAUGGGACCGCAUGGCCAGCCUUUCAUGUCACCACGGUACCCAGGUGGACCGCGCCCCGCUCUCCGAAUGCCAAAUCAGCCUCCAGGUGGAAUCCCUGGAUCUCAGCCUCUCCUGCCAAACAGUUUGGACCCGAUACGGCCACAAGGACAUCCAAACAUGGGCGGUCCAAUGAGAAUGAACCCUCCUCGAGGAAUGGCCAUGGGCCCACAGAAUUACGGGGGUAUGAGGCCUCCCCCCAACUCCAUGGGCGGCCCCAUGCCAGGGAUGAACAUGGGUCCAGGUGGAAGAGGGCCAUGGCCGGGUCCUAACGCUAACUCGAUAGCGUACUCCUCCUCAUCUCCAGGAAACUACGUGGGUCCACCAGGCAGCGGAGGUCCACCCGGAACUCCAAUUAUGCCCAGCCCAGACUCAACUAACUCCAGUGAAAACAUUUACACCAUGAUGAAUCCUAUUGGACCCGGAGGCAACAGACCCAAUUUCCCAAUGGGACCCGGGCCUGACGGGCCGAUGGGUGCUAUGGGAGCCAUGGAGCCGCACCACAUGAACGGAUCACUUGGGUCUGGAGACAUGGAUGGCUUGCCAAAGAGUUCUCCUAAUAACAUGGGGGGUAUGAGCAACCCGCCCGGAACGCCGCGAGACGACGGCGAAAUGGGCGGCAACUUCUUGAACCCAUUCCAAAGUGAAAGUCCCUCCGGAGCAGCCCUGGAGCACGCUAGGACUCUAAUCAAGACGGGCCCUCCGGGAGCGUGCAAGAUGGCCACCGGCCCGAGCAGGAAGCUGUCACAGAGCAACAGGAAGAGCCUCUUCUCGGACCCGGGCCCGAGCCUCCCCGGCUUCCUGUCCGCUUCUAGACGAUGAGGACACACUGGAGGGUCGAGGAAGGAGACUGAACGAGAACACAAUGUUGGCUCUCUUCUGGAAACUUCAUCAGAUUUGAGUUUUUUUUUUUCAAGUUUCGAAACGUGCUGUUGCGAACGGAUCGAACGGACGUGACCUCCCCCCGACCCUUGACAUUAUUCUCUGUUUGUGUACAUUUUCAACAGAGGUGUUGUGAUAAUCCGUGAAUUUUACGAUUUCUGUUCCCCCCUAUUUUAUGUAUGUGUUGUAUCAUUGCUGUUUUUAUUUUAAUAUUGUAUUAUUGUUAUUAAUUAUAUUGCUAUGGUAAUUUUUAAAGAUUAGGAUCAAAAUAUUAGUUUGUUUGUUUGUUUUUUUACUUUGAAGGCGAAUGAAAAACAUGUAUCUCCAAGUUAGUUUUUUUUCUUUGUAUUCCAAAGAUUUUGGGGGGGGAGAUAGGUGAUAAACAUUAAUACCCCCCAAAAAUAAGGAUAAAAAUACAAUUUAUAUUUUUUGCAUCAUG